Messenger RNA from Penicillium olsonii, 1368 nucleotides. The record is from the annotation of a GenBank genome assembly. NCBI's taxonomy places the organism in Eukaryota, Fungi, Ascomycota, Eurotiomycetes, Eurotiales, Aspergillaceae.
AUGCCAGACGAGAUCAAAGAAGCCCCAGAGGAACCCAUCGACACUCAGGAAGCGGAAGUCGAAGACAAGUACGAAGUCUUCAAACGAGGCGAUGGCCAAGUCGAUUUCCGCACCGUCUCCUGGGUCCGCGCCUCGGUGAUCUUUCUCAAGAUCAUCUUCGCCACGGGCGUUCUCUCCAUCCCUUCAUUGAUGUAUGAGCUGGGCGCCUUGCCAGGCGCCAUCACAGUCGUGGGAUGGAGUCUCUUGAACACGUACUGUGCCCUCGUACAGGGCAACUUCCGUAAUGCCUACCCGGGCUGUCAUUCGAUUGCCGAUAUGGCGCAGGUGGUCGGUGGCCCUUUGGUGAAGGAGCUCGUCGGCGCCUUGUUCACCAUCAGCUAUGUCAUUGUUGCUGCGUCAGGGAUCAUCGGUGUCUCCACGGCAUUCAAUGCCCUAUCUCUCCAUUCCUUCUGUACCGUUUGGUUCUCGUUCAUUGGAACAAUCAUCAUCGCCCUGUGCGCCAGCGUGCGCAAAUUCUCCCAUCUGGGCUGGUUGACCUGGCUCGGUUUUGGGAGCGUCUACGUAGCCGUCUUCAUCAUCGUUAUCGGCGUCACUGUUCGAGAUCGACCAGCCGCAGCCCCUCCAACAGGCGACUUCGAUUUCGGCUACCGAGUCAUCGGAAACCCCGACUUCACAACCGGCAUCACUGCCUCCGCCACCAUCUUCGUCUCCAGUGCCGCAACCUCCGCCUUCCUCCCUGUCAUCUCGGAAAUGCGCAGACCAAAAGACUACCCUAAAGCCGUAUACCUCAGCAUGACCCUCGUAACAGCCUCCUACCUCACAUUCAGUCUCGUGAUCUACGCCUGGUGCGGCAAAUGGAUUGCCUCCCCGUCACUCGGCAGCGCCGGCGAAACCGUCAAGAGAGUCGCGUACGGAAUCGCCCUGCCCGGCCUCAUCAUCAGCGGGUGUCUCUACGUGCACGUCGCAGCCAAGUAUCUUUUUGUGCGAAUUUUGCGCCACUCGCGCCAUCUGCAGGCCAACACGGUCGUGCAUUGGGGAACGUGGUUGUCGUGCACUCUUGGCACGGCUGCGAUCUCGUUUGUCUUGGCGUCGGCAAUUCCCAUUUUCAAUUAUGUGCUGGCAUUGGUGGGCAGUUUGUGCUUUGCGCCCUUGGCUAUCAGCUUACCGGGGUGGCUGUGGAUAUAUAGUCAUCGGGAUUAUUGGCGGGGUAAUUGGGUCCGCGUUGGGCUGUAUGUGUUUCAUGUGUUUCUGGUGCUGCUGGGGCUGUUCAUGGCGGUUGGUGGAACUUAUGGGGUGGUGGUGCAGAUUCACCAGGCGUAUAGUGAUGGGCAGAUAUCGUCGGCCUUUUCGUGCGCUGAUAACAGUUAA